Messenger RNA from Ceratosolen solmsi marchali, 1405 nucleotides. RefSeq names its product NF-kappa-B inhibitor cactus-like. Gene Ontology annotation, cellular component: cytosol. Lineage: Eukaryota; Metazoa; Arthropoda; Insecta; Hymenoptera; Agaonidae. Gene Ontology annotation, molecular function: NF-kappaB binding. The transcript is spliced from 4 exons. The record is from RefSeq and is a predicted model, not a curated record. The coding region runs from base 185 to 1405 and encodes 406 amino acids. Gene Ontology annotation, biological process: cellular response to tumor necrosis factor.
GGAGAAGGAGAAGGAGAAGGAGAAGGAGAAGGAGAAGGAGAAGGAGAAGGAGGAAGAUUGAGAAACGAAGCGCGCGGAUUAUGUGGAGGAAAAAGUGACGCUUCGCGCGCCAAAUACCACUGGGAGGAGAGAUACAUCUUGUCGAAGUUGAGCUUCGUAGAGGUGCUUCGCUGCUGGAGAGAAAAUGUGGGAACAAACGAUGAAAGACUGCACAGAUGGAGCAGUGAAUAUAGACAAGAAGCAACAGGUGGACUCUCAGGGAGAUUCUGGCUUCUUAUCGGGUAGUAAUUUGGUAAGCUCCGAACUGGAUAUAGAGGUGGAGGAUGAGGAAAGGACGGACGAGCAGACUACCAUUAAGAUAGCACCGGAACCGGUGAGAGCCAUCGACAGUGGCUUGGAUCUUGGGCUCAGUAAUACAUUGAGUCAGUUAUCUAUCAAAGGGGAAAGCCUGAACCCCCUCGACAGUGGCACCAUUCACCCGGAUAGCGAAGAAUUGGCAGCUGGAGAGGUUAAGAACGAAGAUUCCCAAGAACCAUGGGAGAUUUAUUAUACCCAAGACGACGAUGGCGAUACGCAAUUGCAUAUUUCAAUAAUUCAGGGAUUCCUCGAGGCAGCCUUUUUCCUCGUUAGUAUGGCACCGCACCCUUGCCUUCUCAAUAUUUUGAACGACGAUGCUCAAGCAGCGUUACAUCUUGCGGUAUUGACUCAGCAGCCAAGAAUCGUACGUCGAUUAGUUUUAGCCGGAGCUGAUCUUACGGUCAGAAAUUUUAGAGGAAAUACGCCGCUUCAUCUUGCCUGCAUUUCUGGUGAUAUAUACUGCGUUAAAGCUCUAACCAAUCAGUUUACACCAGCCGAACGAACGUGGUUGGAACCAGGAAAGAAAUUACCAUCGCUGCCACAAAAUUUGGAACAAAGAAAUUACGACGGUGAGAUGUGCCUGCACAUAGCCGCGGCCAAGGGUCACGUGGAGCUCGUGCGACACCUACUGCAGCUUGGCGCGAACGUCGAGGCGCGCGAGGGUCUCGGGGGUCGUACGGCUCUGCAUCUCGCCGUCGAGCACCGACGUCGAGAGGUCGUGCACCUGAUUCUCAACGAGUGCCGGCCCCAGCUUGAAGCGCGCACCUACGCCGGCCUUACGGCAUACCACCUCGCCCGCUGCCUCGACCAGCAGCUCGCGAUGGAGCUCGCGAGGUACGGAGCUUCGCCCUCGACGCCGCCCGACCUCGUCAGCGACACCGAGAGCGACGAGGACGAGGACGAGGAGGAGGAGGACGGCAACGGAGGCGGUGGCGGCGGCGGCGGCGGCGGCGGGAUCGGGGGCCGAGAGGACAGCGCAGCCUACCGAAUGGCUCUCGCACGCUUCAACCUCGCGUCCAAGAACGUCACCGCCAUCGCCAGCGCCUAA